Messenger RNA from Ectocarpus sp. CCAP 1310/34, 481 nucleotides. The record is from the annotation of a GenBank genome assembly. Lineage: Eukaryota; Phaeophyceae; Ectocarpales; Ectocarpaceae.
AUGGAGAAGGCCAGCUUCCACAAGCUUGUCGAGCUACUCCGCCCUUCGCUGGCAGUCAACGCCUUCUUCGGCGUACUGCGAUCGGCAAUCAACGGCGCCAUAGCUGAAGAAGUCCGCGUUGCCGUGGCGUUGAGGAUCCUGGCUGGCGCUAGUUACUGGGAUGUUGCCCUCAUGUUUGGCUUGUCGGUGCCGACCACGUUCCAGAUCUUGCGGUCGGUGAUCGACUCCAUCAACAAGACGCCUGCGGUUGGGGCAUUCGAUUUCCCCCUGACCGAGGAGGGCUGCAUGCGAAAUGCCAACAGAUUCAAGAAGAAGAGCACCGAUGGCAUUUUCUCCUGGGUCGUCGCCGCCGUGGAUGGUCUGUCCAUCAAGGCCAAGGCUCCGUGUGCGAAGGACACCGCCAACGUCAUCGCGUACUACUCCGGCAGCAAGUCCGCGUACGGCAUCAACGUACAAGCGAUGUGCACCGCCGACUACCGGU